CCGGAUAGGGGUCCUGUUAUUACUGCGUUCUUUUUUUCUGUCUCCCGAGGGAAAGGGGAUCCGUUUUUUACUGUGUUUUUGCUCUUUUGCUGGUCUCGAUUCUGUGGUUGAAAUAUGAUUAUAGGGGAUUCAGGAGGGGAUUUUGUGCAUAGUUAUUAGUCCGGGUUUGGCAUUGAGGUGAAAAUAGUUCCGUAUGUUGUCAACUGUCAACGCACUGGUUGCCGGCUACCGGUAUCUCAGAUGGAGCUACCGUGUGAGGAAUGUUGGUAAUUGAUUGUUAGUGGUGACUAACUCUAUUCGAGAUGCCAUGACAGUUUCUCUUGGAGUGACUACGAGUAUUCUGAUACUAAUCUUCUGGGAUUUGACUUCUUAUCACAGUCGCAGAUAGUUUCCCCGCGGUAAGCUUCCCUCCUUCCUUCUCGCAUCACAACAACCAAAAUGACUACCCCCGUCAGCCCCCUCCUAACAACCCUCCUCUCAAUCUGCACCCACGACCUGCGCAUCCUACACCUAAGCGAAUCCAUAACAGCCGCAUUCCCACCCGACCUGACACGCUCCUCUGACGUCUCCGAUUCGCUCUCCCCUACGACGCCCGCCCCCGCAGCCCUACAAGCGGACCUAAGCCACUACAAGGAGCUUUUCUCGAAACUGCGCUUUAGCUACCUGGAGCAGGUGACCAAGGAGAAGUUCCUGCGUGCAAUCACCGAAGAUGCCCCGUUGGUGGUUGAGGCGGGUGAGAAUGAGGAGCUGGAGGCAAGGCUUGCAAUAGCAAAGGGGGAGCUGCGGAGGAGUAAGCGUGAGGUGGAGGGUAUAUUGGCAGAGUUGGAGGGGUUGAGUCGGAGGCUUUCUGAUGGUUCAUUGCCCCCUCUCUUCCCCUCUCUUUUGUUUUGUUUCGCGGUUGGCUAAUGAGAAUGGCAGAUCAUAAGAUUGUAUUAGACUACAUUUCCAAAGCCACCACUCUCCCAUCACAAACUGCAGAAAUGGAAGUCGAAAUCGCGAAUCUCGAGAUGGAGCAAAAUUCUGCCACCUCUCCAUCCUCCUCACUACCUAGACUCCCAUUAUCAGACACGCUAACCCUCCUCUCCGCGAACGAGGCUGAGCUAGCAAGGCUUCAGAAGGAACUUGCCGAAGCAGACCUGGCGUUACCAAAGAAGCGGGCGCGCCUAGAAGCGCUGGAGAGUGAGAUCGGACCGAUGGAGAUGGAUAAGGAGGGGCUGGAAAAGUUUGCUUCCGAGGCGGUUCGGAUGAGGGAUUCUGCGAGGGCUGAAGGGAAGGUCGAUAGGGAGAGCAUGGGGAGGUGGUAUAAAGCUGUGUUUGAUGGGUUGGAGGGGGUCUUGGUGGACCGGUAGGAUAUAUUGUGCUAUUGUUAUCACUCCCCUUCGAAUCGCUGGAUCUUAUGGAGUUUUGGCUGUGAGGGCUGGGGAAGUGGCUUAUUGGCAUAGAACCCGUGGGCUUUAAUCGAACCGCUUGGACAGGUGGCAUUACCAAUAUUAUUCCUCUCUCUGGGUAUAAGGUGCUCUUAUAUAGCGGAUAGUAGCUUCCAUCAGUUCAAGUCAACGAAUUGUUGGUCCUAUUCCUCGAAAUUGCAAACGCCAGUUAUUC
Tuber aestivum (summer truffle) is the source of this 1602-nucleotide messenger RNA. The record is from the annotation of a GenBank genome assembly. Lineage: Eukaryota; Fungi; Ascomycota; Pezizomycetes; Pezizales; Tuberaceae.